Molecule: messenger RNA, 1626 nt
Organism: Centropristis striata (black sea bass)
Lineage: Eukaryota; Metazoa; Chordata; Actinopteri; Perciformes; Serranidae
Product: F-box only protein 47-like
Exons: 11
Coding region: 91-1599 (502 amino acids)
Molecular function (GO): protein binding
Source: RefSeq, a predicted model, not a curated record
UAGCUCCCGGUUAGCUCAGUUAGCUCAUUAGCUCCCAGCUAGCUCCACUCUCUCAACAGGUGAACAGAUCCAGUGAAUCAGCAGUGAGCCAUGAAGAGGAGAUCCUCCAACAUGGAGAGGAGAUCCUCCAACAUGGAGAGGAGAUCCUCCAACAUGGAGAGGAGAUCCUCCAACAUGGAGAGGAGAUCCUCCAACAUGGAGAGGAGAUCCUCCAACAUGGAGAGGAGAUCCUCUAGUCACGUUGGGAAGUUCACCAUCACUCAGAAGUUCCACAGGAGGACUCGUUCCCGGCCGACCAGGACCAUCAUGACCCGCAGCCAGGUCUCCUCCUGCUCCUCCUCCUCCUCCUGCUCCUCCUCCUCCUGCUCCUCCUCCUCCUCCUCCUCCUCCUCCUCCAGCCUCUUCAGCAGACUCCCGGCGGAGGUGUUCGACCUGGUCCUGGACCAACUGACCGUGGUGGAGGUGAGCGUGUUCAGCAUGGCGUCUAAAGAAAUCAGCCAGAAGGUUGUUGACUACGUCUCCACGCUGAGCUGGAGGAGCAGAACCGUCCUGCAGACCUUCCACGACUCCACCUGCCGGGACCACAGCUCCAUCAUGGGGCACUACAGGGACCUGGGUUUGUUGUUCAAGAGAUGCACGCUGUUACUACCAACAAAGGAAAGGUUAAAGUUUAUCUUUAGCAAGUUCUCACAGGUGCCCUGCUUCCUGUUGGAGCAGUGUUUCCAUCUGGACUGCAGCGGGUUCUCCUGCUACGGAGUCUUCCUGCAGACGCUGAUCGCUGGCUGGGAUGAACUCGAGUGUCAGCGAGUCUUCAACUUCCUGUGUGACAUCACAAACCUGCUGAACAAGAUGGAGACCGUCAUCUCUGGGAAACCAGGGGUCCAGUGGUUCCAGCAGGUGCAGCUGCGUCUGUUCUGCCGUCAGGUCCUGUUGGACCCGUGGUCCAGCCAGCAGGAGACGCAGUUCUGGCUCCUGCUCCUCCUCAAGCCCUGGCCCCUGGUCAGCCAGGCGCACCUCCUCUUCGUCUUCUACGGACCGGUGAGGCUCCACGCUCCUGUGGGCUGGCAGGACCUGGUAGGUGGAGGUGUUGCUCACAGUGCUCUGUGGGAUCUGGCCCGGGCGCUCCUCCUCCUCUACACCAGGCAGGAGGUCAAAGGUCACAACAACAACUCACUGCUGGCCAUCUUUGAAGAGCUCAUAUUCCUGCCCCUCCCGUGGCAUGUGGAGAACGUGUCCCGGUUGCUGGUUCUCUGUGGCAGCAGUCUCUGUUAUUCUGUUCUGGCCAGUAAAGCUGUUAACGGACGCCUCCCCGAGAUCUCCAGACUCAUCGUCUUCAUCGUCCUGGUGUGUGAGAAGGACGGCUACCACAUGUCGUGGGCGGUGAAGAUGGUUCAGAGCAUCGUUCAGAUCUUCAGCACGGUUUCUGAACGCUUCCUGUUCAUCCAGCAGCUGGAGAAGAUGUUCUCAGAGGUCACCAAGGAGUUCUUCCAGCUCUGUGACGGAGGGAACCAGGACCGUGAAACCUUCCAGAACCUUUGUAUCCUGCUGGAGUCCAGCACUCGCUUCCACACCAAGUUCCUCCACAUGCUCCUCAACUGAUCCAACCGCUGACAGGAGGAGGAGGAG